Zalophus californianus (California sea lion) is the source of this 513-nucleotide messenger RNA. It is a transcript of the gene C1H3orf86, whose product is annotated as chromosome 1 C3orf86 homolog. The record is from RefSeq and is a predicted model, not a curated record. NCBI's taxonomy places the organism in Eukaryota, Metazoa, Chordata, Mammalia, Carnivora, Otariidae. The transcript has a single exon. The coding region runs from base 1 to 513 and encodes 170 amino acids.
AUGUCUAAGAGUCUGUUUGGACAGGGGAAGAAAUCUCUAGAUACAUUUUUCUGGGUAAACGAGAUAACUGGAGAAAUCACCUACCCUUCAAUGAAGGCAGAUGUACCUGAAGCUUCUCCAGCUUCUCUGGAGAAUCCCCAAGAGAGGCCCGGAUCUCAGUAUGGGAGCAUGCAGGGGGCUCCUCUCAGUGCCCAGGGCCCAUCCAGCAUACCUGUACAGAAGGCUGCCCUUCCACCUCCUCCUAAGGCUUCACUGAAAGACACUGGCUCAAGGUACUGCCUCCCAUCUACACCAACCCAUGGCCUGGCUAAGGCUGGAGCAAUGAGCACCUGGCUGCUCUCAGCAGUUCCUGUGACUAUCUCACCACGAGGAAGUGCUCUGCCAACAUGUGGCCCCCUUGGACAAGUCCCUCUGCCCCCAGCUUCUUCCUUUCCUCCCAGUCCUUCUACCCCCUGGGCCUUCACCUGCAAGCUGAAAAAUGUCCUUACUGGGAAUAACCGAUUUUCCUUUUGA